AUGACAGACAACUCUGAACCUAAAAGACAUGUGUUAAUGAUAGACAACUAUGAUUCCUUUACAUGGAAUUUAUAUCAAUAUUUACAUCAAUCCAGCCGAUGUGGAAAGGUUGAUGUGUACAGAAAUGACAAAAUAGAUAUUGACACCAUUGAAAAUGAAAUCAAGCCAGAUAUAAUAUUCAUCUCACCUGGCCCUGGCCACCCUUUAACCGAUUCAGGUAUCUCAAGAGAUUUAAUUAGACACUUCAAGGGGAAAUUACCCAUAUUUGGAGUUUGUAUGGGCCAAGAAUGUAUUUUUGAUGUGUUUGGUGGUGAUGUUUCGUAUGCCGGUGAAAUCGUGCAUGGUAAAACAACUACUAUCAAACAUGACGGUAGGGGAAUGUUUGAAGAUGUGCCACAAUCAGUGGCUGUUACUAGAUACCACUCGCUUGCUGGUAGUGAAAAGACAUUGCCUGAUGUUUUGGAAGUCACUGCUGUCACUGAAACAGAACCAGAAGUAAUUAUGGGAGUUAGACACAAGAAGUAUACUAUUGAAGCAGUACAAUUCCAUCCUGAGUCCAUUUUAACCGAGUCUGGACAAUUAAUGAUUGAUAACAUUUUAGGAGUACACGGAGGCACCUGGGACGAAAACAAAGCUUACAAGUUGAAGCAUAAAGAAGAGGUGACGAAGAAAUCGUUUGCCAAAAAUGAAAAUAUUUUAACUACAAUUUACAAAAAGAGAAAAGAGGAUUACGAAAUGAUAGAGAAUUUGCCUGGUCGUUCGUUCCAAAACUUGGAAAUUGCCUUAUCGUUGGGUGCAGCUCCACCAAUUAUCAAUUUUUAUGAUCGUCUUAAGUACACCCAAGAUGAACUUCAGCAAACCAUCAUUUUAUCCGAAUUUAAAAGAGCUAGUCCAUCUAAAGGUGACAUCAAUACAAAUGCACAUGCAGGUACCCAAGCCUUAACGUAUGCCAUCAAUGGAGCUUCAGCAAUUUCCAUCUUGACUGAACCAACUUGGUUUAAAGGAUCAAUUGAGGAUUUAUCGUUGGUUCGUAAAGUUAUUGACAGUCCGGCAACGCAAAAAGUAAGUAAUUACAAACGACCAGCGGUAUUGAGGAAAGAAUUCAUAUUCAACAAGUACCAGAUAUUGGAAGCUAGAUUAGCUGGUGCCGAUACUGUUUUACUUAUUGUCAAGAUGUUGAAAGAUGUAAAAUUAUUACAAGAGUUGUAUGCAUACUCUUUGGAAUUGGGAAUGGUGCCAUUAGUUGAAGUGAAUGAUGAUGCAGAAUUGACUCAAGCUUUGAAAUUAACCUACCAAAAUGACACUAAAGAGCCAUUGAUUAUUGGAGUUAAUAAUCGUAACUUGACCAAUUUCAGCGUCAAUUUACAAACUACUAGUUCAUUAGUGGAGCACGCAAAGGGAAGCCAAAAUGGCAGAAAUGGUGAUGUCUUGGUGUUGGCGUUAUCGGGAAUCACCAGUGUUGAUGAUGUCAAGAAGUACAAGUAUGAAGAUGAUGUUGAUGGGUUCUUGAUUGGUGAAAGUUUAAUGAGAGCUGAAGCAAAUGGUAAAGCCGGUGAAUUCUUGCAUGAUUUAUGUAGCUGUUAG
Molecule: messenger RNA, 1584 nt
Organism: Lodderomyces margitis
Lineage: Eukaryota; Fungi; Ascomycota; Pichiomycetes; Serinales; Debaryomycetaceae
Gene: TRP3
Product: bifunctional anthranilate synthase/indole-3-glycerol-phosphate synthase
Exons: 1
Coding region: 1-1584 (527 amino acids)
Biological process (GO): L-tryptophan biosynthetic process
Cellular component (GO): cytosol
Molecular function (GO): indole-3-glycerol-phosphate synthase activity
Source: RefSeq, a predicted model, not a curated record